Molecule: messenger RNA, 4342 nt
Organism: Pomacea canaliculata
Lineage: Eukaryota; Metazoa; Mollusca; Gastropoda; Architaenioglossa; Ampullariidae
Product: 2',3'-cyclic-nucleotide 3'-phosphodiesterase-like
Exons: 4
Coding region: 484-1764 (426 amino acids)
Biological process (GO): cyclic nucleotide catabolic process
Cellular component (GO): cytoplasm; membrane
Molecular function (GO): 2',3'-cyclic-nucleotide 3'-phosphodiesterase activity
Source: RefSeq, a predicted model, not a curated record
CCAAUGGAACAGCAGAUGACAUCACAAACUUUUAUCCCAGGCAUCAUGCUUUGGUAACCGUCAUCAGUUAUUUUCUCCUCCAUUUCUUUGGUUUGUUAUAUUUAUUCACAUUGAAACUACCGUUGACGCAGUUCAUGUUCCUUUAAUAACUUCGGCAUCUGCAAGGAAGGUAUGCACACAGAUGGGAUUCAUAUGCCUGUUUACAGCAACAGCAGCACCAGUUAUGGUGCAAUCAACUUCCCUCUGCUUUUACAGAAAACAGAAGGAAGAGGAAAACGACACAAAAUCAUAUCUUAAUGAAAACAACGAUACCACUGAUUUUACAGAUCAUUUAUUUAAAACAAAAUACAGAAGGAGACGCAAGAAAGCUAGCCAAAACUCCAGCAACUUAGUCCCCUCCAUGUUGAUCGUACACUAUGGUUUCCAUUUUUGUGUGACGUUUUCACCAUUAAGCUGAUAACCAAAUCCAAAGUUAUAUUCCUCAUGAGAGGUUUACCAGGAUCAGGAAAAAGCACCAUAGUGAGAUCCAUUACAUCAACUUACCCAGGCUGUGUUGUGUGUUCUGCAGAUGAUUAUUUCAUGAAAGAUGGUGUUUAUAAAUUUGAUGCCACUCAAUUAAGUUAUGCUCACUCAGCAUGCCAGGAGAAGGCUAAAACAGCAUGCUGUGAUGGGGUGGCUGUUGUGGUUAUAGACAAUACAAAUAUCCGCAGGUGGGAGAUGAAUUUCUACUUAGAACUUGCCCGUCACAAUGAUUAUGUUGUUGUACCAGUUCAACCAAAGACUGCAUGGAGGCUUAAUCCUGUAGAGCUGGCCAAAAGAAACAAACAUGGUUUGACAGAAGAUAUUUUGACAAGAAAGGUAAAGCAGAUUGAGGAUGUCAUUCCUCUCUUCUAUGGAUGGUUUCUGAGAGAUACAGCGUCUUCAGAACUUAUUUUCAUUAGCAAAUGUGUGUUACAACAAUGUUUACUGCAGAUACCAGACCUAGCAGAUAGACUUCUAAGGCAGCUUUCUUUAUCAAGAAAAAAUAUAAAUGAUUGGGAUCAUUUAUGGAGCAUCCUGCAAGAGUAUUAUAUCAGCCCCAACAGGUCAGGCUCUUUGAUGCACUGUACAGCGAAAUACUGUGGACGAGGUCAAAAUCUUGCUGAAGGGGCAUACCUGUAUCAUAAAGAUCCCAGAGUACAAGACUCUGUUGGCCAGGCAUUCACACUUGUAAUCACAUCCAUCUGCUAUAGCCCCCGUACUGUGGGUGCCAGAGUCAGCCUGGAUGAUGCCGAACUGAAAUUAUUUGACAAGCCAGAAGAGAGAGAAUGGAGGAAUGGCAGGUCAGCAACAGCAGCAGCAGCAGCAGCAGCACACCUGAGUGGCAAUAAGACCUCACCAAAGGUUCGAAAAACAUUCCCUAAGAAAAGAAAAUUUCAUGAUCCAGCUGUGGAGCAUAGUUUCCCAAGGGAUUAUUCACCUAGCCUGACUGACAGUGAAAUAAGUCAGGCAUCUGGUGAUAAAGCCUUCUCAGAAUGCCCUCUAAAGGAGGCAAAACAAGGUAGAAGUGCCCAUAUUACUCUGGGAAUGGCUCGUGGAAUGCAAGCAAGGGAAACAACCUUUGAUGUGUUACGUCUGUGUGACAUGGAGGUUGAACGGCCUUCCACCAGCUCUGACUUUUUGCUGGUUACUGGGGGCAGACUUCGUUACUUCGGUGAUGGUAUUUGCUGUGUUUAUUUUUCUAAGCCUUUGUAUGUUCGUGUGUUAUUUUCAGGCUAUUAUUGAUUAAUUAAAGUAAAAUUUCGUAGUCUGUCGGUCUAGUUACUACUUGUUUGCACUUUGCACUUGUUUGCCUACCACUGAAAGAUGCUGACUUGAGGUGGGACAGUUUGGGUUAUAGACUCAUGCAUUUUAACUCUACCUCCAGCUUUUCCCGAAAAUUUUACAAUUGAUAUUUUGCUGCUGUAUCUUUCUAAUCCACAAUGACAUGUUCUGUAUAUUAUUUCUUUAAAACAUUUGUUGGGGAGGGAGAGGCUGUCUCAUCCUAGGCAUUUAUAUGGUCCCUUAUGAAACAACAGCAGGACUUACAGAUUAUUUUGCUAGUAAAAGUCUACUGAUUCUUUCUUUGUUUCAACUGUGGUUGCAACUUUUUCACUGUUGAGACCUUAUAAAAUAUUGGUAGAAAGAAUAUUCCCACUGUUUGCUUUUGAAGAAUUUUUCAACAAGUUAAAAGAGCUAUAUCCUUGAAUUAUUUGCAGAUAGAUCAGCUUUUUUCUGCUGCUUUUAUAUUUAAAAAAAAAACCUGUAAUCUAAAAGUUAAUAAUUUUUUUUAUGUAUGAUGAUGCUAGUGUGAAUUCUUAUUCCACUAUUGUUCAUGCAAUGGUCUAAAGGGGAGCAAAUCCUGCAGUGUUCAAGCAUUCUCAUUUUUGUUAUGUGUACAUCUAUGUUUUUGUAUGUGCUCUUUUUAAGACUUACAUAAUGAUUGUCCUCCUUGCACUUCAUUCUGUUACUGAUUUCAGCUUUUUGUGGUAGAGAGCACAAGAGCAAUGGAAUGGCACUUUAACAAAAUUUUUUUUGAGCCAUGGUCAGUGAUGCCAUAAUGUUUAUUUUACCCUCACACUCAAACCAGCUGAUAUACACAACACUGCUUUGGUCUAGCUCUCAGUAUAACUCCAGGUAGUUCUAGAUCCUUCUAGCAGUUUAUUGUAUGCAUGUGCAGGUGACUGCCGUAAAUCUUGCAGCCCAGAAUAUUUUAUGCCAGAGAGUGUAUGCAUGAAUGAUAAUUGUUUUCUAGACUUUUCUUCCGAUGCCCUGCAUAAGCAAAGAGAGGGAGAGAGAGGAUGGGUAGUCAGAAAGUAUACAGAGACUAUGCAAGGAUUAUUAGUCAGGGUUGUGUCACAUUUUGCUGGCAUAUGUUGUUAGUGUAAGGAAUGUUUCACCUUUAGUCAGCAUGUCAUUGAUGUUCAGUGUUUCAGCAUGUGUUUUGCCUUUACUAGUGUGUGUUUCUGUUGAUUGUGCAUUCAGAGAUCAUUGCAUGUAAAAGCUGUAAAUAGAUGUGUUUGAAGUUCAACAAGAAAUGAGUGGACUAGGUUUGACACAAAGGCUGUCGCUGUAGAUUCCAGGAACCACAAGCCAUUGAUUACAUAAGUGCCUGGGUCUUAUGCAUCAUUGUCAUUAACAUCAUCUUUCCACCCUUCAUUGUAAAAUCCCUUUUUUCAGAAAAAUGAUAUUUUAGCAUAUUUUCAACUGUGCACAAAACCAUCCGCGGUUGGGUGGAUUCAUACAGUAGAAGUGCAAAUUUAGUAAACACAUUUUGCGAUAAUGUAUGUGUGCAUGUGUGUGCAUGUAUAUAUUGUGUCAUCAUGUGUCAUUAACAGAACACUAGCUGACAAUGAAACAGCAGCAUGCAAGGAAUUCCAUUGCAAUAAAAACUAUAUUGGUCUAAAUGUGACAUGCCUUCUAUGUGUGAUGUGCAUUAAUAAUGCAAUGCUCAAAAUUGUUUUCAAAUGCAGCAAGUAUGUAGGUUCCUCCUCACCAGAUUAAUUAUUUGGAGAAAAGCCCACAACAUUAAUUCCAACAUUCCUUGCAUAGUGUGUUUUAACCUCAUCAAGGUUUGUGAAAUGCUUCCAGUGUCAUCCAAACAAACUUUGAUAUAAAUCAUGGGAAAACUUCUUUAAAGAAUACAAUGACUGGAUACAGAAGGUCGUAUAGAGAUACAUGUUAAGAUCAGAUUUUGUCAUGCAGUAUUUCCUUCAUUUUCCCCCUUGUGAAGCCCUUACUAUUUAUAAUUCAUGUUUUGAUGAUUAAGUUUUACUAUUAUUUAUGACAGGUUUCAUUACAUGGGGGAUAACAGCCACUAUAUAAUAACUGAAUAUUAUUACACUUAAUGAAUGUUGAGCAUAUGAGGAAAGCAUGUGAGAGGGGAUAGGGCAGGAUUGAUUCACAAGAAUAAUGUCACUCUAGCAGUCUUAAAUUGCUUUAUCAUUUAUACAAAAGAAAUUCUGAUGCUUUCUGAAAAAUUCAUAUUUAAUGAGGGAUUUUACAUUAUUUUCAUCAGCAUCUCAUGUCUACCCAGUUUUAGCAUUAUUUAAAUUUAUUCCUGAAGAAAAUGUUCAAGUGAUUUGUUGCAAUUUAUUCAGUAGGGUUAAAUUUUCCAUCACAUUCAUCUGGGGCAAAUGAACAUUCUGUGAUACAUUUGUUAAUAUCUGUUCUUGUUGCCAAGUUUUAAUACUUAUACUUACAUGUUUAUAUCUGUACAUAUGUCAAUGAGAGUGUUGUCCCAGUUGCAUGAUUACUAUUGAGUGGGUGACAGGUACUGCUUUAGGAAAGUAACAAAGAAUUUUGAAUAUGAAAUUAAUCAACA